CUGACCUAAAAGGCAUUGAACAUCUGCACCGUCGAUAUUCAAAUCCAAGGGUCCCUGAAAAACCCUAGCCUCGCUGCCCUCCCUGAACUUGAUUUAUAAAGUCCCUCAUUUCUUCAUCUCAGUCUCUCGCUCGCUCAUUUCUCGCGCCGAUCUCCCGUCGAACCUAAUCUUUCAUUGAUCUGCAUCGCGAUAAAGUUUUUGCUACUAGAAGUUGAGAAUGGGUAAGGAAAAGACUCACAUCAACAUCGUGGUCAUUGGCCAUGUCGACUCUGGUAAGUCUACCACGACUGGUCACUUGAUCUACAAGCUUGGAGGGAUUGACAAGCGUGUGAUUGAGAGGUUUGAGAAGGAAGCUGCUGAGAUGAACAAGAGAUCAUUCAAGUAUGCCUGGGUUCUCGACAAGCUCAAGGCUGAGCGUGAGCGUGGUAUCACCAUUGAUAUUGCCCUCUGGAAAUUCGAGACCACCAAGUACUACUGCACAGUCAUUGAUGCCCCCGGACAUCGUGACUUCAUCAAGAACAUGAUUACCGGAACCUCACAGGCUGACUGUGCUGUUUUGAUCAUUGACUCUACCACUGGUGGUUUUGAGGCUGGUAUCUCCAAGGAUGGGCAGACUCGGGAACAUGCUUUGCUCGCUUUCACCCUUGGUGUCAAGCAAAUGAUUUGCUGCUGCAACAAGAUGGAUGCCACAACUCCCAAAUACUCUAAGGGCAGGUAUGAGGAAAUUGUGAAGGAAGUGUCUUCCUACCUGAAGAAGGUUGGAUACAACCCUGAUAAAAUUCCCUUUGUGCCCAUCUCUGGCUUUGAGGGUGACAACAUGAUUGAGAGGUCAACCAACCUUGACUGGUACAAGGGACCCACUCUUCUUGAGGCUCUUGACCAGGUCAACGAGCCCAAGAGGCCAUCUGACAAGCCACUCCGCCUGCCGCUCCAGGAUGUCUACAAGAUUGGUGGAAUUGGUACCGUACCUGUUGGACGUGUGGAGACUGGGGUUCUAAAGCCUGGUAUGCUUGUUACAUUUGCACCUACUGGUUUGACAACAGAAGUCAAGUCUGUUGAGAUGCACCACGAGGCACUAACAGAGGCUCUUCCGGGAGACAAUGUCGGGUUCAAUGUGAAGAAUGUUGCUGUCAAGGAUCUCAAGCGUGGAUAUGUUGCAUCCGACUCUAAGAACGACCCGGCCAAGGAAGCUGCCAACUUCACUUCUCAGGUGAUCAUCAUGAACCACCCUGGCCAGAUUGGAAACGGGUAUGCCCCGGUUCUUGACUGCCACACAUCUCACAUAGCAGUCAAGUUUGCCGAGUUGGUUACCAAGGUGGACAGACGAUCUGGAAAGGAGCUUGAGAAGGAACCCAAGUUCCUCAAGAAUGGAGAUGCCGGUUUUGUCAAGAUGGUUCCGACCAAGCCCAUGGUCGUUGAGACCUUCUCCGAGUACCCACCGCUGGGUCGUUUUGCUGUGAGGGACAUGAGGCAAACAGUUGCAGUCGGUGUGAUUAAGAGUGUCGAGAAGAAGGAUCCAACCGGAGCCAAGGUGACCAAAGCUGCCCAGAAGAAGAAGUGAGCCGCCAGCAGUGUGGGAUGAUUUGCUAAAACAAAUUUGCUUUGUUUUCUGUUCGUUCUUAGUUUUGGAUUUUGGUACCCUCUGUUUUUAUCGGCUUCCCCAUUGUUUGUGGAUUCUAUUAUUCGUAGCUUUGUUUAGAAUUCUGUUGCAGUUUUGUGCUGAGUUCCAUUAAAAUGAAAUAGACAAAUGCGU
Cuscuta campestris is the source of this 1753-nucleotide messenger RNA. NCBI's taxonomy places the organism in Eukaryota, Viridiplantae, Streptophyta, Magnoliopsida, Solanales, Convolvulaceae. The record is from the annotation of a GenBank genome assembly.